This is a messenger RNA of Camelina sativa (false flax), 625 nucleotides long. The record is from RefSeq and is a predicted model, not a curated record. Lineage: Eukaryota; Viridiplantae; Streptophyta; Magnoliopsida; Brassicales; Brassicaceae.
GAUUCAUUUUCACUUAGGGUUUGUUUCUCCGAUCAGAUCCAAUUUCAAUUCCUUAUCCAGCCAAAUUCUCUCCUCCGUCGCGAUGUCUCUCCGCCGCACCAUCCUCGAUCUCCACCGUCAAACCCACAAAGCCGCUCUCUCAAAGUCGUUACCUUUCUCCAUGAGCCAAAUCUCCUCCGCGUCCGCCACCACCGCCGCCGUGAGAAACCCACUGGGAAUGGGAAGAGACAUCUCUUCAAUCCCCUUUGCCCUAGCCCAGAAACUCAAACCGGAUUCAACCAAUCUCGUCACCGAUCGUUCGAUUUCUUCUUCAAUCCGACAAUCUGAUCUCAACAACGCAGCUAAAUUCUCGCGUCUCUCGUCUUCACGAGGUUACACUAACGCAUCUUUCUUGCCAAAAAUUCAUUUGCUGUAUCAUAUCAACGAAGGUAUGGAAGAGAUUUUGGCGGAUUACGUUCAUCAAGAGAUGACUAGGCACUUGAUGGUGAUCUCUUUGGGUUUGUUCCAGUUCAUCGUUAUCAAAGAUAUUUUCGUGUUUCUUUUCUGAAACAAGUUAACAUCUUUUGGGAAUCUAAAGAUGUUUUAUGAAUAAGAACAUGAUGCAAUAUUGCAUCUUUUUUUAUAU